This is a messenger RNA of Perkinsus marinus ATCC 50983, 174 nucleotides long. RefSeq lists its product as hypothetical. NCBI's taxonomy places the organism in Eukaryota, Perkinsozoa, Perkinsida, Perkinsidae. The transcript has a single exon. The record is from RefSeq and is a predicted model, not a curated record. Bases 1 to 174 code for a protein of 57 amino acids.
AUGUUGAACGGUGGUGGUGGUGAUGGAGGAGCUUCUGCUGUGGAUAUGGAAAUGUUGGUGUCGUCGUUGAACAGAAUGCAUGUUGAAACGAUAGGCAAGUUGCGAUAUUUGGAGAUGCGUCAGAAGCAGAUGGAAGAUACUUUGAGUAAAAUCCUUGACAAACUCGAUAAGUAA